Messenger RNA from Arachis stenosperma, 2199 nucleotides. Its product is annotated as inositol transporter 1-like. Gene Ontology annotation, cellular component: membrane. The record is from RefSeq and is a predicted model, not a curated record. The coding region runs from base 1 to 2199 and encodes 732 amino acids. Gene Ontology annotation, molecular function: myo-inositol:proton symporter activity. The transcript is spliced from 11 exons. Gene Ontology annotation, biological process: transmembrane transport. NCBI's taxonomy places the organism in Eukaryota, Viridiplantae, Streptophyta, Magnoliopsida, Fabales, Fabaceae.
AUGGUGGUUGAUAUAUCCGUGUCGAUUAAAGCAGGAAGCUCUGAUUAUUUGGAGAAGCAUCCAGAGCGCAAAAUAUCCUUUUUCCGAAAUUCUUACGUUGUUGGAGUUACUUUUGCGGCUGGUAUUGGUGGCCUUCUAUUCGGUUAUGAUACUGGUGUGAUAUCUGGUGCUCUCUUGUACAUAAAAGAUGAUUUUGAAGUUGUAAAGAAUAGUAGUUUUCUUCAAGAACUAAUUGUUGCCAUGGCCUUAAUUGGUGCAAUUUUUGGCGCCGCCAUUGGUGGUUACAUUAAUGAUUUCUUAGGACGUAAGGCUGCCACUAUUAUCGCAGAUAUUUGUUUUGUAUUAGGAUCAUUCCUUAUCGCUGUCGCACCAAAUCCAACUCUUAUCAUAGUGGGCCGAUUUUUUGUUGGCCUAGGUGUAGGUUUCGCUUCUAUUACUGCUCCUAUGUAUAUAGCAGAAGUAUCGCCAUCUGAAAUAAGAGGUGGAUUAGUUAGUAUCAAUUGUCUUAUGAUUACAACUGGGCAAUUUCUUUCCUUUGUCAUCAAUUAUGGUUUGACUAGAGUUCCUGGGACAUGGCGUUGGAUGCUUGGAAUUGCAGGUACACCAGCUGUCAUUCAAUUGGUUCUUAUGGCCUUUCUCCCUGAAUCCCCAAGAUGGCUUUAUUUGAAGAAUAGGAAAGAGGAAGCCACCAAUGUUCUUUCUAAGAUCUACCCAUCACCUCGGUUGGAGGACGAAAUAGAAAUUCUUGAAGCUCACAUGAAGCAAGAACAAAGGGAUAAGGUCAAAGUUAAAUACAGUGAUGUAUUCAAGUUGAAAGAAAUUAGAUUUGCAUUCAUAUGUGGGGCUGGACUUCAAGCAUUCCAACAACUUACUGGAAUUAGUGUUAUAAUGUACUAUAGCCCAACAAUCAUCCAAUUAGCUGGCUUCAAAUCAAACGAAUUGGCUUUGUUCUUAUCCCUUAUUGUUUCUGCAAUUAAUGCCGGUGGCACAAUUCUUGGAAUUUACCUUAUUGACAUUGUAGGUCGAAAGAAGCUAACUCUCAGUAGUUUAACAGGUGUAGUUGGAGCCUUGAUCCUACUCUCUGCUUCAUGUUAUGUUAGAGGACAUGGCAACCCGAAUUUAGUUUAUGGGUGGCUUGCUGUUGUGGGUUUGGCUUUGUACAUUAUAUUCUUUGCACCUGGAAUGGGUCCUGUUCCUUGGGCUGUGAACACAGAGAUAUACCCUGAAGAAUAUAGAGGAAUAUGUGGUGGCAUGUCUGCAACAAUUAAUUGGAUUGGUAGUGUCAUUAUGUCCAUUAGCUUCCUUUCAAUUGUAGAUGUCAUUGGGCUUGGUGAGAGUUUUAUGAUUCUCUUGACAGUUGCUUGUGUUGCAAUAGUUUUCGUGAUUCUCUAUAUGCCGGAGAUAAAAGGGUUGACUUUUGAAGAAGUUUCAGAUAUUUGGAAGGAGAAAGCCUAUGGAAAAAAUAAAAACACAGAAAGCAUGGUUGAACAAAUAACGGAAAUAUGCGAUACUAAAUCCGACGAUAACUCCGACAGUGAUCAGCACAUUUCUUGUAGUGUCAUCAGAGUUAGAAUCGUCUUCGUUGCAGUCUGGUCUUCGUCGCCACCUCCAACAAGAUCGUUCUUCAUCGCCGUCGUCACUAUCUUCGCUGUUGGCCGUUCUUCUUUUUGGUGCAAAAGAACGAAUUACGGGAACAUCAUUGUGAAUCAGAUCACUUACUUUCAACCACAAAACGUUUCUGCGUCCAGGUGUGUUGUCGAUGAACAAUUUGUCCCAAAGAUUGAAAUGACUUGCAAGACACUUGAAGAAGCUGGAAAGUUCUACAAAGAUUAUUUCAAACUUGCUGAUCGAGUAGAGAUCCUUAAACAACACAGGGAGCUAAGCACGUUUGUGCGUCGUACCAUUGAAAAUAAUGAGGAAGUCAGAAUCAGACCGAGUAAAAUAUAUCAGUCAUUUGUAAUAGCAGUGGGUGGUCAUCGUGAACUAAGUCUUAUUGAAAAAAAUGUGAGGAAUUACAUUAUAAAGAAACUUAACUUUGAAGUUGAUCACUCUAUCAAAAAUGCAUUUUGGGCUGAUGCAAGACGCAAAGCUGUGUACAAUAUGAUUUUUGGUUCUUUUGUGGGUGUGAAUCACCAUGAUCAGUCAACACUUCUCGGAUGUGCUUUGAUGAAAAAUGAGGAUAUUCAAUCAUUCAAAUAG